Rhineura floridana is the source of this 3180-nucleotide messenger RNA. RefSeq names its product TNF receptor superfamily member 1B (gene TNFRSF1B). Gene Ontology annotation, molecular function: tumor necrosis factor receptor activity; tumor necrosis factor binding. The coding region runs from base 54 to 1436 and encodes 460 amino acids. The record is from RefSeq and is a predicted model, not a curated record. Gene Ontology annotation, biological process: negative regulation of neuroinflammatory response; positive regulation of myelination; regulation of T cell proliferation. NCBI's taxonomy places the organism in Eukaryota, Metazoa, Chordata, Lepidosauria, Squamata, Rhineuridae. The transcript has 10 exons.
CGGCCGCGGCAGGCGCCGCCGCUUCUUUCGCUUUCCGCUGCUGGUGAUGGAUCAUGGCGACGCGAGGCGGCUCCGCGGGGCGCCUUCUGUGCGGGGCGCUGCAGCUGGCGGGGCUGCUGCAGGUGUCCUCACUACUGUACACCCCCCAGCAUCCACCCCAGUGCCACAAUCCAAACAGUGAGCUCUAUUAUGAAACCAUCAACAAAUGUUGCACCUUGUGCCCUCCAGGUUUCCGUGUGCUUCAGAGCUGCAGUGAGACCACUGACACAAAAUGUGAAGAGUGUGACGAGGGGAUGUAUACUCAUGCCUGGAGCAAAGCUGAACGCUGUUUUAGCUGUUCUCCACCAUGCAAAAAAGGAUUUGUCGAAGUGAGGGAGUGCAAAAAGAUGCAAGACCGACUAUGCUGGUGUCCUCCUCACCGGUUCUGCAGCCUGCUGCACUCUGGGAUCUGCUUCCGGUGCCAGCCAUACCAGCAGUGCCAAAGAGGCCAGGGAGUUGCAAAACCAGGCACAAAAAACAGCGAUGUGCAGUGUGUGCCCUGCGGUCCGGGCACAUUUUCAGAUGUGGAAUCCCACAGCGCCACCUGCAGGCCCCACAGGAUCUGUAAAUCGGAAAUCUCUCCUGGAAACAGCACCAACGAUGCCAUUUGCAAUGAUCUUGGCAUGCCUGUCGACAUCCUAACAGUGGCUGAGAGCACUACAGUCACUGGAAGAAGCCGCUUGGUGACCAGGAGUCCAACACGGAACAGCCAGCAGCUUCAACAAGACCAUCCAGCAGACAUUUCUUCUGUUGCUGGUUGGGUGGCCGGAGUGAUGUUUGCCGUUUUCACACUGAUUGGAGUUAUCUGUUUUGCUUUCAGGAAAAAAGACCAACAUUGUGCUCCACCUUGUGGCAAGGAAAAACAGCUGUUUCUAUCUUCCGAAAAGGUACCUAACAACUGGCCUCAGGACACUGGCGCUCUGGGACAAGAGAAGCAGAAUCUUCUGCAGAGCUCUAUCUCAAGCAGUGGGUCCUUUGAUAGCCCACCUGAGUCUGACAAGAGCAGCGGAAUCAGCUCUGUGGGCACUUUAAAAAUCGACACCGAGAGGACUCAGGAAAGAUCUUCUCCAUCGAAUAGCUGUGUGGUUCACAGUGGUGCAAACUCAAAGCAAUCCAGCAGUGGAGGAACCCACGUCAACGUCAGCUGUACUGUCAGUGUCUGUCAUCCUUUAGACCACAGUUUGCCGUUCCAGUCGCAGAAAGGUUCAGCCACUGCAGAUUCCGGAGAUUGCCCUUCACCAGAAAACCUUCCCCUGUCAAAGGAAGAAAGCCCCUUACAUAGAGAAAAUGGAGGACAAAUUGCCGUCGAGGUCGAAGACAAUAUGGUUGUUUUUGACCAGAAUGAAGGAAAGACACUUCCAUUGGGCGUACAAGAUGUGGGCAUGAAGGCUACAUGAGGAAGGCACGUGUGGAAUGUCACAGGACACAGUGGCUGGAUGGCUUUCAGCAAAGCAGCUUUUGCUAUGUUGCAAAAGCAUCACAAGCCUGUCGCAGUUGGCUUGAGAACCUCAGGUGCUUCAUAGUAACACAGAAAAGACUUGGGUAGAAAACGAAGCUUGUGAAAAAUAUAUCUAUAUUUUAAUUCCAGGAUUUGUAAGUGAUCCACAGGAAAAGAGGACAGUGACGGGUAUUCUGGAGUGCUUUGAUCACAACAAGAUUGCCUGAAAAUGGCAGCUAUGGUGAUAUGAUUCUCUCUCUGACUCCUUGCCCGGUUGACACCCCAAAACGUAUCUCCCAGCCAACAUCUUGUUUUCUUUUUAUCGCCUUCUACCUUGUCCCUGGUUUUUGGUCUGCAUGUAUCAUUCUUGCUUAGGGUGCAAGAUACAGUAUCUCAGGUUCAAAUCCCAGACAAGCUCUGCUCAAGGAAGGGAAAAAAUGUCUGUAUCUUUAACUGCUGAGAAAGAGAAGUUGCACAGUGGCAGACCACAUGCUUUGCACGUUGAAGGCCCCAGAUUAAGUCCCUGGCGUCCCCACGAGGGCUGGGAAAGACUCAUUUCUGAAAUCCUGGAUUGCUGCCACCAGUCAUUGUGUAGCCAGUGCUGAAGUAGAUAACGUAGAUCAAUGGUCUGACUUGGUAUAAGGCAGCUUCCUAUGUCCAUUGGGGUCAUCCACAGCUCACUGGUAGAGUACCUGCUCUGCAUGUGGAAGUUCCCAAGUUUGAACCCCAGCAUCUCCAGGUAGGGUUGGGAAGGACCCGUCUUGGAAACCUGGGGAACCUCUGCCAGUCAGUGUAGAGAAUACUGGACCAGUCAUCACGAUCUUACGUACCUUCAGGCCAAGAGUCGUAGCUCAGUGUUCAGUUGCAGACGUCUCCAGGUAGUUGGGAGUGCCCCCUGCUGGAAACCCUGGAGAGGUGCCACCGGUUAGUGGAGACAAUCCUGAGCUGGAUGGACCAAAGGUCUGAUUCAGCUUCCUAUGACCUAGCUAUCUGAAUUAAACAGCAGGCUGGGUUUUCAAGGCACUGAGGCCCAAGCCUGCAACAACAUGGCUAUCAUUAAAUUAUUUGAGCUCUCUUUCCUUCAGAAUAGCUUUCUGCCGCCCAAAGGGAAUGUUUUUCAAAACUUUUUUUAAAAAUUCAGUAUAUACUUUUCCCCCAGUACGUCUUGGCAUUUCAGUUCGCCUGCUUCUCCAUUUCAGUACAUAGCAGUUAUGGUGAACUGUUGUUAUUAUGACAAAUUGUACUAUAUUACUGUGGGGGUGGGGGCUGGAGAGGAGCAGUUGUUUAGAAAAGGGAAUUUUAAGUUCAAGGUUCUAGUUUUGGUGUACAAAGCCCUAUACAGCUUGGGACCAGGAUACCUGAAAGACCAUCUUACCCCUGCAGAUACCAUUUUAUCAGGAGAUCCAUUCCGCACAACAUAGGAAACGGACCUUUAGUGUGGCGGCACCUACCCUGUGGAAUUCCCUCCCCUUAAAUAUUAGGCAGGCGCCAUCUCUGCUAUCUUUUCGGCACCUAUUGAAGACCUUCCUAUUUCAACAAGCCUUUGAAGCAGAGACGUUAUCCCAGUCUGCAUCUGUGUUGGAAUUGCUUUUUAAUAUGUUUUUAAAGCUACUUUAAAAGAUGCUUUAAAGCUUUUAAAAAAAUGUUUUUAAAGAUGUAUUGUUUAAUAUAUAUUAUAAAGUCUGUUUUUAUAAUCUUUUAAA